This is a messenger RNA of Aureobasidium vineae, 642 nucleotides long. NCBI's taxonomy places the organism in Eukaryota, Fungi, Ascomycota, Dothideomycetes, Dothideales, Saccotheciaceae. The record is from the annotation of a GenBank genome assembly.
AUGUCACCUUCGCCUGAACCCAUCACCACAACCUCUGAACUCCACGACGACAUUUUCGGCUCAGUACCAAAUUCUCCUGACUUGGCGCCAUCACAUGGAAACGAGGGCGAUGGUAUCGAGGUACCCGCACAAUUGCUCACCAGUGCGAAUGCAGAGCGAUCAGACAUCCCUCGCCUGCGCAGUGUACACGUGACCUCUGGCUACCGCGACGGCAUCUCCGUCUCCAAAGCCUCACACGUACAACACGGUUUCGAUGAAGGCUUCUCCCUCGGUGCUGUUAUAGGCACAAAAGCUGGGUAUCUGCUAGGUGUGCUUGAAGGCAUUGUUCGCUGCAUUGCAACCUCUACCUCUGUUCCUACAGAAGUCAAACAAGAAGUUAUUGCAAAAUUUGUGGCUGCGAGAGAAGAACUGGGGUUGCAGAGUUUGUUUGGCAGAGAGUGGUUUGGCGAAGAUGGGAUUUGGAGGUUUGAGGUUUUGGAGGAGGGAAGAGAGGAAGAGGUGACGUUUAGGGAUGUGGCUGAGGCGCACCCUUUGUUGGUAAAGUGGNGGAAGGAGGUUGAGGUGUUGAAGAAGAGGUAUGGGGUUGAAAUUAAGGCGAGAGACAGAACAGAAGGGGAUGACGAGGAAGAGGCUACUGCUUGA